This is a messenger RNA of Penicillium malachiteum, 1110 nucleotides long. Its product is annotated as LysM peptidoglycan-binding domain-containing protein. NCBI's taxonomy places the organism in Eukaryota, Fungi, Ascomycota, Eurotiomycetes, Eurotiales, Aspergillaceae. The transcript is spliced from 2 exons. Gene Ontology annotation, molecular function: chitin binding. The coding region runs from base 1 to 1110 and encodes 369 amino acids. The record is from RefSeq and is a predicted model, not a curated record.
AUGAAAAUCUUGACGAUUUUUACUCUUGGGGGCCUCGUCGAAGCCACGGCCACAGCCUCAUACAUUCCCGGCGGUGCUCUCAUUGGGAAAUACUUCUCUCUUGAUAAACGUUCGGCACCGGUGGAAGACAGUGAUGGACUUUGCUACAACUACACCAUUGCGCAAUCGGAUACAUGUGCAAGCAUUGCCAGCGCGUAUGAUAUCACAACAACGGAGCUCGAGGAUUACAACACAAACGUUUGGGACUGGUAUGGCUGCGACUAUCUGUACCAGGGUGCCUUCAUCUGUCUAAGCUCUGGCUUGCCUCCUAUGCCAGUGGCUCUGCCUCAUGCUACUUGUGGCCCUCAGGUUCCCGGUACAACACGACCGGCCGACAUGUCAAAGUCAUAUCUUGCUUCCUUGAAUCCUUGUGACAAUGAAUGUUGUGCAUCCUGGGGUGAGUGUGGCACGACCUCUCACUUCUGUGACAGUGAAGAUUGUAUCUAUGGUUGCGACAAUGAAUCGUCAUCUACGUCAACGACAGCAAAACCUACAUCCACAUCGAGCACCACCACAUCAACUAAGACUAGCACAACCAGCACGAGUACGACCAGUAUAACCAAGACAAGUACGAGCACCACGAAAACAAGCACCACAUCCAAAGAGUCAACCACCAGCACAACCUCUACAAAAGAAAAAGAGACCACAACAACUACAACUACAGCUACAGGCCCUACUGGUACCUGGGAAGUCACGAUCUAUGAAGACUCAGGUUGCUCUGCUGGCGAUGGAGGCUAUUUUGUAGCGGGAGGAUUCAACUACGACUAUAACAAUCAAUGCAUCCGUCUCAGCGGAGGAGAUCUGACCACUUCUAGUGCUGGUCCAGGACCUUAUUGCCAGUGGUAUGAAGAUGGUGGAAUGAUGGGGCCUCUGAGCUGCUCAGAGUCUACCUUGACUGAGGCAAAGUCCUGGAUUAUUCAAUCUGGAAACUGCAACACCUAUACUGACGAUGCCUGUUCCGAUUACAGUGGCGAGAUUGUUAAUCCGCAGGCGGGCUGCCAGGUCGAUAAGGAGAGUGAUUGGUCUCCUACUUCAAAUACUAUUGGCUCUUUGUUAUGUGCGUACCUCUAA